This is a messenger RNA of Saccostrea echinata, 2489 nucleotides long. RefSeq names its product DBH-like monooxygenase protein 1 homolog. Bases 1 to 2391 code for a protein of 796 amino acids. The record is from RefSeq and is a predicted model, not a curated record. Lineage: Eukaryota; Metazoa; Mollusca; Bivalvia; Ostreida; Ostreidae. Gene Ontology annotation, molecular function: dopamine beta-monooxygenase activity; copper ion binding. Gene Ontology annotation, biological process: norepinephrine biosynthetic process; dopamine catabolic process; octopamine biosynthetic process. The transcript has 14 exons. Gene Ontology annotation, cellular component: secretory granule membrane.
AUGGCCGCGGCACCGUCUUUCCUUGUCGUAUGCCUGCUAAUAGUGAAUACAAUUAACUGUCUUCCUGCACACUCCCCGGGGACAAAAUUUUCCCCAACACCGACUCAAAAGUUUUCAAAACAUACAGUGCUGGACCCAGAUGGAAAUUUUCAUCUAUUUUGGAAUUUUAAUUCUACUCAUAUAACAUUUGAAGCUCACGUAAAAACACACGGCUAUGUUGGCUUAGGACUCUCUCCUAACGGAAAGAUGUACCCAGCAGACAUCGUCAUUGGAUGGGUAAAGCACGGACGUGUUUUCUUGAAAGACAGACACUCAACCGGACAAUUUGAACCAGUUAUUGAUGCUUCUCAAGACUGGAUUCUUCUUCAUGGAGAAGAAAACCAACAUGGAACUGUUAUCAAAACAGUCCGCAAACUGGACACGUGUGAUGAUGAUGACGUCAAGAUAACGAAUGACACUGUUCUGGUAAUCUACUCCUACAGUGACCACGAACCUGAGCACGAGGGUGAAGGUCUUGUCUAUCACGGGACCCACAGGGGCGCCAAAAGUCUCAUGUUAUUGACCGAGACCAAAACAACCGCCAUGCCUAGUGACGUUAUAUCACGUGAUCUGUUGAAUAACAGGUUCAGCCAUCAAGAACUCAAGAUGCUGGUUCCAGAUUCCCCGUACGUUGAGCCACCAUCUGCACGUCAUAUGUCGAUGGUUUCAAAGAUGACGUCACUUCCAACAACACCUAAUCCAUGUGGUUCUCCUGUACCAUCAGAAAAGUUUGAUUUUCAGGAAAACAUCGAUCCUGAUGGAAAAUACGUACUCUUUUGGAAUGUAAACAAAACACACAUAGUAUUUGAAGCCCAAGUGGAAACUAAGGGUUACAUUGGAUUUGGAUUAUCUCCAAACGGGAAAAUGUAUCCUGCUGACGUCGUAGUAGGGUGGGUUAAAGACGGAGUUCCUCAUUUCAAGGAUAUGCACACUAUUGGUCACUCUAGACCUAUCGUGGAUUCGUCUCAAGAUUGGCAGCUUCUUUAUGCAAAAGAGGAUAGUUGUAGAACUUUAUUAAAAAUGGUCCGGAAGUUAGAUACUUGUGAUGAUAAAGACUUUAAAAUCACGGAUGAUACUGUGAAGAUAAUUUAUUCAUACCAUCAGACUGAUCCUGUAAGUCAUGACAGCAUUAUGUAUCAUGGGGUCAACCGAGGAGUCAAAAGUCUUUUGCUUCUGUCCAAAUUAUCUCCUCCAAUACUAGAGAGUGAUUCCAAAGUCAUCGAUUUUUUCAACAAUAACUACCACGUCCCUGCUGUUGACACAACCUACAGCUGCCGAAUCUUUGACUUGUCUACUCUUCACAAAAAGCAUCAUCUCACUAAGUUCGAGGUAAUUGUACAGAAGGGCCAUGAUGUUUUGGUGCACCAUAUUGUACUCUACAAAUGUCCAGGAAUCAACCGAAGCCUUAUCCAUUCCUCAAAUUAUGUAUGUUACAAGGAUCUUGAUAAAUCCAAACAUCCAUGUGGUAAAACCGUGGCCAUCUGGGCCGUAGGUGGAGAGGCGUUCUAUUUCCCUGACGAGGCCGGACUUCCAGUGGCUGAACCCGGAGACACGGAUCUGUACAUCAUGGAAACACACUACAACAACCCGGGACUAAGAAAUGAUUUGGUGGAUAACUCUGGGUUACGGUUGACCGUGACCCCUACCCUUAGGCUUCAUGACGCUGGUAUUUUGGAAAUUUCUGCGGUGGUUGACCAGAGUCAAGUGAUUCCUCCUCAUCAACCCAAUUUUGUUUCAACUGUCUUCUGUAACGAAUCCAUCUUACACCAGGGUCUUAAAGAUUUUCCAAACGGUGUCCGUGUCUUCGGUGUCCAGCAACAUGCCCAUCUACUUGGCAAGGCGAUAAAAACACGGCUAAUUCGAGGUGGAGUGGAGCAAAAACCGCUAGUAGACGACAGACAUUAUGACUUUAAUUAUCAGGAGUUCCGACGAACAAACAGAACACUGAGAGAUGGCGACAGAAUUAUUUUGGAGUGUACAUAUGACUCCACUGGACGAACCAAUGUAACAUACGGAGGAUUUUCUACAAGUGAAGAAAUGUGCAUUUCCUCCUUAUUCCACUAUCCACGUACAAGACUGUAUAACUGCCUGAGUAAACCGCUGUAUGACAGAUUUCAUCACAAUACUGAGAAUCAGAAGGGUCUGUUUGCGUCAUUGGCAUCUGAGUUUAAUGCCUUCGAUUGGAAGAACUCAACUAUUUUCCAAGAGUUUAAUGAUAGUCUGGCUAGUGACUCUUAUCUCUACAUUUACGGGCACGAAAAAAAUAUGUAUAAUUACAGUGUCUUCCACCCCCAGACUAUGUAUCCGAAAGUGCCUUACACAGAACCUAUAGACACAAUCUGUACAGUUUAAAACAGACUUUUUGUUUUAAAUUUUAAUUAGACUAAGUAAUGUUGAUAUUUUAUAUGUUUAUUUCUUGAUUUGAUUAAAUAAUUAUAUGCAUUGAAUAA